Messenger RNA from Drosophila melanogaster (fruit fly), 1660 nucleotides. RefSeq names its product fatty acid binding protein (gene fabp). The record is from RefSeq and is marked reviewed. NCBI's taxonomy places the organism in Eukaryota, Metazoa, Arthropoda, Insecta, Diptera, Drosophilidae. The transcript has 4 exons. The coding region runs from base 68 to 541 and encodes 157 amino acids. Gene Ontology annotation, molecular function: fatty acid binding; lipid binding.
UUUUCAUUCGCUCAGAAAAUUUCAACAGUGAACAUCUUGUGCAGAACACAGACCAAAUAUUCCAAAAAUGUCUUUCGUUGGCAAGAAGUACAAGCUGGACAAGUCCGAGAACUUCGAUGAGUACAUGAAGGAGCUGGGCGUCGGUCUGGUGACGCGCAAGAUGGGCAACAGCCUGAGCCCCACAGUGGAGGUGACCUUGGAGGGCGAUACCUACACCCUGACUACCACCUCCACCUUCAAGACCUCUGCCAUCAGCUUCAAGCUGGGCGUUGAGUUCGACGAGGAGACCCUGGACGGUCGCAACGUCAAGAGCAUCAUCACCCUGGAUGGCAACAAGCUGACGCAGGAGCAGAAGGGCGACAAGCCCACCACCAUCGUCCGCGAGUUCACCGACAACGAGCUGAUCACCCUAAUUCCCCACCUAACACCCAGUCAGCAUGGAUCGCUCCGCCUUCGCGUCCCUUGUCAGCCCGUACCGCCGACGUCCGUGGAUGACGGAGCACGGAGCGGCGGCUGCGGACAGCGGCCAGGUGGGCCUUAAGGGCAUCGUCGCCGGCGGUAUUACGGGCGGCAUCGAGAUCUGCAUCACCUAUCCCACCGAGUAUGUGAAGACACAACUGCAGCUGGACGAGAAGGGAGCGGCGAAGAAGUACAACGGCAUCUUUGAUUGCGUUAAGAAGACGGUGGGAGAACGUGGAUUCCUGGGUCUCUACCGAGGUCUCAGUGUGCUCGUCUACGGCAGCAUUCCUAAGUCAGCGGCGAGAUUCGGUGCUUUUGAAUUCCUGAAAUCGAACGCCGUGGACUCCCGAGGACAACUGAGCAACUCCGGAAAGUUGCUUUGCGGCUUAGGAGCUGGCGUAUGUGAGGCCAUCGUGGCAGUGACCCCGAUGGAGACCAUCAAGGUGAAGUUCAUCAACGAUCAGCGCAGCGGCAAUCCCAAGUUCAGGGGAUUCGCCCACGGCGUUGGCCAAAUCAUCAAGUCGGAGGGCAUCUCUGGUAUCUACAAGGGCCUAACGCCCACCAUUCUGAAACAGGGCUCCAACCAGGCCAUUCGCUUCUUCGUACUGGAGUCCCUUAAGGAUUUGUACAAGGGUGACGAUCACACGAAGCCAGUGCCCAAGUUGGUGGUUGGAGUGUUUGGAGCUAUCGCCGGAGCAGCCUCUGUGUUCGGUAAUACGCCGCUGGAUGUGGUCAAGACGAGGAUGCAGGGUCUGGAAGCAUCGAAAUACAAGAACACUGCCCACUGUGCGGUGGAGAUCUUGAAGAACGAAGGUCCCGCCGCCUUCUACAAGGGCACCGUGCCAAGAUUAGGUCGUGUGUGCCUGGAUGUGGCCAUCACCUUUAUGAUCUACGACUCCUUCAUGGAUCUGUUCAACAAGGUGUGGGUGUAACUCGGCGAUUCGGCUUGGCGACUUAGUUACUUAGUUCAUCCUUCUACCCCAAAAAACCCACUCGUGCAUUUUCCUCUGUUCCCAUUGUUCCCUAGUCGACUGUUGCAAUAGUUUCUAGUUUUGUGACAUAUUCCAAGAAAGCAUUUUAUAUACACUCUAUACCCGCAAUGGGUAAGUGGCUAUAGAAAUUAUACAGCUUGUUUUAAAAAUUGAAUUAAAUCUGAAGAGUCUAUUUGAAGUUCCCAUAUAAAUCAUAGCUAGACUGGAUG